Messenger RNA from Gloeophyllum trabeum ATCC 11539, 612 nucleotides. RefSeq lists its product as uncharacterized. The transcript is spliced from 3 exons. The annotation marks the transcript as partial. Gene Ontology annotation, molecular function: chromatin DNA binding; transcription coregulator activity; histone H3K9 demethylase activity. Gene Ontology annotation, cellular component: chromatin; histone deacetylase complex. Gene Ontology annotation, biological process: regulation of transcription by RNA polymerase II. The record is from RefSeq and is a predicted model, not a curated record. NCBI's taxonomy places the organism in Eukaryota, Fungi, Basidiomycota, Agaricomycetes, Gloeophyllales, Gloeophyllaceae.
CUUACUCAUGCUGCGUUUGUCUCCUUGUGGCGCGCGAGCAUACCAAUCAUCGUGAGCGGCCUCGAUAGUGCACUUCAGCUCCCGUGGACGCCAAGCUACUUUAUUGAGAAGUACGGAAACAUGGACGCUUCUCUGAUAGAUGGGGGCACCGGAGAGACCAUUCAGUCGACGGUCGAGGACUUCUUUAAAGGGUUUGGUCUCUUGGAUCCUCAACGCCCCGUCCUGAAAUUGAAGGACUGGCCAUCGGACCGGACCUUCAAGGAGGCGUUUCCGGAUUUGUGGGCGGACUUUCUCUCAAUAUUGCCAAUGCCCGACUAUACCAAGCCGAACGGGUACUUCAACCUCGCGGCUUACAUACCACGCAAUACGGUUGUCCCAGACCUUGGCCCGAAGUUAUACUUGGCAUAUCAGGAUAAGAACUGCCUUGGUUCUACAGCGCUGCAUGCCGAUGUCUCGAAUGCUUUGAAUAUCUUGAUGUAUGCAUCAAGGACCUCGGACGAUAGAGACGGCUUCGCACUUUGGCAUGUCUUCUCGCCGAGCCACACUCCGCUCCUCAGGGAGUAUCUACGCUCUCUCGAUAAGUCCAUUGGGGCUGUAGAUCCAAUCCACGCU